Cryptococcus wingfieldii CBS 7118 is the source of this 1344-nucleotide messenger RNA. Its product is annotated as tRNA-dihydrouridine synthase 2. The transcript has 7 exons. Lineage: Eukaryota; Fungi; Basidiomycota; Tremellomycetes; Tremellales; Cryptococcaceae. Gene Ontology annotation, molecular function: tRNA dihydrouridine synthase activity; flavin adenine dinucleotide binding. The coding region runs from base 1 to 1344 and encodes 447 amino acids. Gene Ontology annotation, cellular component: cytoplasm. Gene Ontology annotation, biological process: tRNA dihydrouridine synthesis. The record is from RefSeq and is a predicted model, not a curated record.
AUGCCCGGAGCCAUGCUCACAAAGAAGGAUCUCGGCAAUAGUAGCUUCACUACUUCCGAUCCCGGGCUGACUACCUCGCCUUUUCCAAGAGAUACAAGGUCGGAAGAGCAAUUGGUUGCCGAACAGAUGGACCUUCCAGUAGAGGUGUCUCGAGAGUACGAGAAUGACAUAGAUUACCGAGAGAAAUUGGUCCUCGCGCCAAUGGUCAGGACUGGCAGUCUACCAAUGCGAUUGCUUUCACUGUAUUAUGGAGCUGGUCUGGUCUGGUCCCCAGAAGUCGUCGACAAAGCGAUUAUCGGAUGUGAAAGAGUCGUAGAUCCGGAAUCAGGCGUAAUCACUUACCAUAAAGGUCAAGGGCCAAUCUUUACAACGCAUCCUAUCGAGAAGCCAUAUCGCAAGUUCGUGAUCUUCCAGAUUGGAUCGUCGGACCCAGCUCUCGCCGUGAAAGCAGCCCAGACUGUUCAGCAAGACGUUGCAGGAAUUGACCUCAAUUGCGGAUGUCCCAAGCCAUUCUCUACACAUUCUGGUAUGGGAGCCGCCUUGUUGUCCACGCCCGAUCUACUCUUGGACAUUCUUCGGGCUCUGUUGACCUCCAUCCCCCUGCCUAUCUCAUGUAAGAUUCGCCUGCUUCCCACUCAGCCCUCAACACAAUUGCUUGUCUCCAGAAUCAUCCGGACUGGCAUUCGCAAUUUGACCGUGCACUGUCGCACUCGUGACAUGCGUCCAGGAGUGCCAGCUGUAUGGAGCAGACUAGCCGAUCUCGUUGCGCUCGGGAAGAAAAGGGGCAUUCCCAUAACAUGCAAUGGUGAUGGUGAAGGCUGGUCCAACUGGGAAGCCAUCAGAGCGCAGACUGGGGCGGACUCAUUGAUGUUGGCGCGAGCUGCUGAGCGUAAUCCUUCUGUUUUCCUGCCCACAGGGCCCAGAUGUAACCUCACUGAGGUUAUUCCGAGGUUGCUGGCCAUCGCCGAGUACACCAAGAAUCCCUGGGGCAACACCAAAUUCCUUCUAUCGCAAUUUAAACCCUCACCACCGCCCAUCUCGGAUAUGCCCAAAGCCGAGCGUAAACGGCUGAGUCAAGUGGUCGCUCAGUGCAAGUCUAUCGACCAGGCUGCGGCGGGGCUGGGCCUUUCUCUGGCAAAGGGUACGGUGAUCUUUGCCAGUAUCGUCGAAAGGAUUGAGAGCAUUCAGAGCGGUACCAACGUUUGGGAGGAGAGACGGUUGGCAGAGGAGAAGGGUGAGGUCGUAGAUGAGCCCCAAGGACUUGAGGAAAGGGCAGAGGUAGACGGCUUUGAGGUCGGUGUGGGCCAAGCCGAGGACGAGGAAGAGAUGGCCAUGAACGGGUGA